Messenger RNA from Folsomia candida, 5815 nucleotides. RefSeq names its product bromodomain-containing protein 3. Lineage: Eukaryota; Metazoa; Arthropoda; Collembola; Entomobryomorpha; Isotomidae. The transcript is spliced from 24 exons. Gene Ontology annotation, cellular component: chromatin; nucleus. Gene Ontology annotation, biological process: regulation of DNA-templated transcription; chromatin remodeling. The record is from RefSeq and is a predicted model, not a curated record. Bases 1073 to 4732 code for a protein of 1219 amino acids.
UACACUACUUGUUACUACAACCAGCUCUUCUCCUUCCCCUUCUCGCUCCCUUUACAUUGCAUUGCAUUACUUUAGUCCUCCACCACUACCUGGCUUGCUCAUCAUCACCCAUCACACCAACUUCAGCAAGUAAGUGCAACAAAUAUUCGAAAUCUAUCUUUUUUUAAUUUCUACACCCAUCCCCCAUCAAAACAACCCUUGACGCAUCACGGGGAAAGUCCACUCUUUGCAAAGAAAGUAAAUUCAAGGUAGUGCUCCCAGUGGAAUCAGCUCUAAAUAGCGUUCUCCGCUGCCUUAUAAACUCACCUGGUAUUAGGCCAGCAGCAACAAACAAUAGUAAUAAUAUACGGAACUCUUUGAACUGAUGAUGAGCAUGACGACGACGACGGCGACAAGAACAACCUAGUUGUCCUCCUAUUUUUUGCAUAUGUAGGAACCUGUGUAAAUAGUGAGUUUGGUGGCGAAAGUUUUUGCAAUAAAAAGGAAGGUCACGAAAUGUUCCCCCAUCAACGACUACACCGCCAAAAUCGGGACACAUGCUAAUGAACAAUAACAAAAUGAUUUUAUUUUAGUCCGGUCAAGUAGAACUUUUGCUAAUAUCCUUUGCGACGAGUGCAACAACUCAACACUAGACAGACAUUGAACUAGGCGGUUAUCAGUUGUUGUUGAAAUUGUAUUUUUUUUUCGGUGAAAUCUGUGGUGUUGUCUUUUUCCGGCGGCGACUACAUAACUACAUAAGCAUUUUCACUCGUCGUUGUUUGAUCUCCUGGAUUCAAGAAAGAAUCCACUGCUGCAAAGGGUUUGGAGAUUGGGGUUACUUGUGUGGGGGGCUCACCACAUCCUUGAUCGUUGCAGUCGAGUAGAUAUUUCAACGAAAGAAACCCAUUAUCAGUAUCGCACGUCGCCGUUUGAUCCACUUCAAACUUGACUAGACCACUGUCGUUCGUUCGUUGAUAGUCGUCCCCACCUUGGUGUUAUUGCCAAUCUUACAAUUGAGAAGAGGAAGCUCUCUGUCUUGUCUCAUGCUUUUGCAUCGGUUGUUUCCCACCAAGCUGCUCCCAUCAGCGACGGCAUGAUGAUGGACUCGGCGACCACUUCAGCGGAAACCAACAAUACUCUCCCUGGGUUAUCGUUGGUCACUUCAAGUGGCGUUGGAAUUGGAACAGACGGCGAGUCCUCGUCAGCAAAGAGCGGUGACGAGAUGAACAACGUGACGUCGCAGCAACAACACCAACAGCUUAUUUUAGCGCAUAACGUGUCACAAAACACAAAUGGAGCUAUGAAGUCCGACAUGGCAUCUCCUGACAACAACAGCUCGAUUAUGGGGGCAACUCCAAAUCGUGCCGGUUCAUCAACUCCAGCUGGAGAUUCAUCAGCAUUAGAAGAUGAUGAGCCUCAGCUUGAACCGAUCAACGGAAUUGUCCAACCUCUAACAAUCUCUCCUUCAAACCGUCCUGGGAGGCUGACCAACCAGCUAAAGUACUUAAAUCAAGUCGUUGUCAAAUCGAUUUGGAGGCACCAUUUCUCCUGGCCAUUUCAAACUCCUGUCGAUGCUGUUGCUUUAAAAAUUCCGGACUAUCAUAAAAUAAUUAAAAAACCAAUGGAUUUGGGAACUAUUAAAAGGAGAUUGGAAAAUAAUUACUACCGGGAAAGUAAAGAGUGUCUCAAUGACUUCAAGACUAUGUUUACAAAUUGUUACGUUUAUAAUAAGCCUGGGGAAGAUAUUGUUGUAAUGGCUCAGACACUUGAAAAAAUAUUUCUGACAAAAGUAGCAGAUAUGCCGAAAGAUGAGCAGGAAGUUGAAGUGCCUGCCAAGGGGAAAGGCGGUGGUAAAAGAAAAGGUCCGAUGAAUUUUAAUCGAGUGGGUGCCCCUAAAACUCGCAUAGCAACAGUUACAUCUACCCAAUCUCCUGGUGCGCCCAUGAUGACCACUCCUACCCCAUCACCCGUAUUAGCCUCGGUUGCAGCAAUGCCUCACAAUAUAUCUCAGUCAAGUAAUACAGCAGCCACGUCUACCAUCUCCAACAGCAGCACCUCAAUGAUGCCUCAUCAUGGGGUGCCGCCUAACAUGGGGUCAUACCCUCAAGUGCAAAUGCACAUGCAACAAUCUUCAAUGUAUGGUUCCGCUGCUAACGCGUCCGCGAUUGUUUCUUCGGGAGUGUUACCACCUCCUCAGCCAGCAAAAGUUAAGAAAGGAGUGAAAAGAAAAGCGGAUACUACGACACCGUCUAGCAUUUCUUUUAUGGACCCCUCCUACGGUGGACCAAUGUCAGAAGCUGGAAAAAUAUCCACGAGAAGAGAAUCGGGUAGACAAAUUAAAAAAGUUAAUAAGGAUUUCUUGGAUGUAUCUGUUCCACUACCUACCGCUUUGAAACCUAAAGAAAAACUCAGAGAAUCUUUAAAAGCAUGCAACGAAAUUCUCAAGGAAUUAUUUUCGAAAAAACAUUCGGCUUACGCAUGGCCAUUCUACAAACCCGUUGAUGCUGAAUUACUAGGUUUACACGAUUACCAUGAAAUAAUUAAAAAACCAAUGGAUCUAAGUACUGUUAAGACCAAAAUGGAUGCCAGGGAUUAUAAAUCUUGUGCCGAAUUCGCUGGAGAUGUUAGAUUGAUAUUUACAAAUUGCUACAAGUAUAAUCCUCCAGAUCACGACGUAGUUCAAAUGGCCCGAAAGUUGCAAGAUGUAUUUGAAAUGAAGUUUGCCAAAAUUCCGGAUGAUCCCCAAUUGCACAGCAGUGAUGGCUCUGAUUCUGGAGAGUCAGAUGGAGAGUCUGCCCAAGUCUCUGACGACUCGGAGGAAGAACGAGAACGGAAAUUAGUUUUUCUUCAAGAGCAGCUGAGAGCAAUGCAGGAACAAAUGCGAGUUUUAAUGGAAACUACAUCGACUAAAGGCAAAAAGAAGCCCAAAGACAAAAAGAAAAAGGACAAGAUGGACGUACCUGCAAUGCUUCCUGCUGCUAUCAACCAAGGUGCAACAUCUUCAAUGGGUGCCGCUGCUGCUGUGAAACCACAAAGGGGACCCAAAAAGGCGGCUGGAAAACCCCCCACAGCCCCUUCUGCAGGCCCUCCCAAGAAACCCAAAACCGGUUCGCGAACAAAUAAGAAGAACAAUGCUGUAACCGCUGGACCAGUUGCUGGCUUCGACUCGGAAGAUGAAGAUAACGCGAGACCAAUGUCCUAUGACGAAAAGAGGCAGUUGUCUUUGGACAUUAAUAAGCUGCCCGGGGAUAAAUUGGGCCGUGUUGUACACAUUAUUCAGUCGAGGGAACCUUCACUCCGUGACUCAAACCCUGAUGAAAUUGAAAUCGACUUUGAGACAUUGAAGCCCUCCACUCUUCGUGAAUUGGAGGCAUAUGUAGCAUCUUGCCUUAGAAAGAAGCCCCGAAAGCCAUACACAAAAAAAUCUGCUGCAGGAAGAAAAGAAGAACAAUUAGAGAGGAAACAGGAAUUAGAAAAGAGAUUGCAAGAUAUGACGGGUGUCCUUGGAGCAGUGAAGAAAGCCAAGAAAGGUCAGUCAAAAGAAGCCCUUAAGAGUGAGGGAGGGGGUGAACGUCUUUCUGCCUCUUCAUCCUCGUCAUCAGACUCCGACUCGUCAAGCUCCUCUUCGUCUUCUUCUUCAUCAGAUUCCUCUGACUCGGAAGCAGGAGACACUACAAAAAAACAGGGAGCGAGAAAGUCUCCAUUGAAGGUUGUACCUCCUUCUUCGCACCAGCCAAAUAUGAAUAGUAUCACAGCAUCAACAGCAUCAUCAUCAUCCGCUGUUGCUGCUCCUGUUGGCCCCCCACUCAACAACGGCGUUGGUGGAGGUCCUAUACCUCAUCAUACUGCAACUGGGCAUUCUCACAGUCAUGGUCUCGGGGGACAACAACAACAUAGGCAACACCACAACCCCGCCUUAGCUGAUAAUGGAAUUCUGCCGGAUAUGCGCAACGGAGUUAUGGAGUCAAUGAAAGGCGGUCCAGGGAAAUCAAACGUUGCUGGAAUGUUUAGCAGUAAUACAGCGGCCACCGGUGGUGCAAAUAUCGCUUCAAUGACUCACCACCAUUCAGUCAUGCACCAGUCCAUGAAUUUCAAUAUGGGCUCAGGUCUCGUUCCAAACAUGAACAAUUCCGCCAUAAUGCACCAAGAAUUUUCCAUGAACGAAACUCACCUGAGCAUGAACGCAAUGCCCCCGUUUAAGCAAGAAGUUGAAUUAAACGAACCUGAUAUUGAUAUGUUGGAUGGUUCGAAGCAGGGACGAUCAGCCGCAGCGCAACAGUCAAUCAAGAACGCCUGGUCAUCGUUGGCGCAGACUGGAGGAGCUGGGGGAGGAAAUAGGAACAAACCUCCAAUAGUGAAGGAUUCUUUCCAACAGUUUAAAAAACAAGCACAGGAGAAAGAGGCACGUAUUAAACAACAAGAAAUGAAGCGUCGUCACAUGGAGCAAAUUGAUCGUGAACGCCAGCGUCACGAGCAAGAGAAACGUCAAAUGAAGGAAGAGGAGGAAGCUCUAGAGCAUGCUAGACGAGCCAUCAAGACUGAACCUCCUCCUCCUCCUACCGCAGCUGCCAUCAAGAUGGAGUCUCUCGGAUCAAGUUCAGGAAGCAAUAGCCCAGCCGACGUUGAAAACAAAGAAAGAGAAAGACAACGACUUAGAGAACAAGAACGACGACGAAGGGAGGCUAUGGCUGGACAAAUUGAUAUGAAUAUGCCUGCGGAACUCUUGGCCGAGUUUGAGGAAAAUCUUAUAUAAAACCGUAGCUGCUGCUACAUGGUUUUGUUAAUUUUUUAAUAUUUAAAACACAUGGAUGUACACGUAAAUUGGGGAAGAUGAUAACUCGCCCAAUUUGCAGCUUUAUAAUAAUAAUAUAAUAUGUAAUAACUAAGAAGUAAGGAGGAUAGACAUAUUUUUCAUUACACAGUGUAGACCUAUAUACCAUGUUUUCGAUACACGUACACAUAUAUACUUAUACUUUUCGUAUUUUUCGCCAUAUUAAUCAGAGCUCGAUCGGCGAACCUAUUUAAUAAAUUGUACUGAAUAUUGUAAGUAGAAUACAAUAGAAAUUAUGCGUAUAUAACCCUGUUCCCAUUUUUUCAAAAAUAAAAACAAAUUUAAUUGCGUUAAAAAAACUCAAUGUAGAUAUACUUUAUGAGAAGGAAAAAAUACAUUUGUGUCCUUGUUCCUGUACUCUUCGCUGUUUGAACUACCGUGCUACUGUAAAAUACUGUGUACUUUUUACCAAUCGUAUGUAUAAGACAUCUAAUUAGCUGAUUGGCAAAAUUGAAUGCGAGGAGUUGACCUUCCGAUUCAGAUAAAUCAAAUCAGAUGAUUUGCAAUGUUGUACAUACAUUUGUGACCUUUCAAAAAAGCAUAAAGAUAUUUGUACACUUUUUCUCGCACUACCUAAUAUGCGAUCAAAAUCCUUGAUGAUUUUCUAUCUGACGACAUAAUAAUAGAUACGUAGAAACAUAAUUUUGUUAUUGAAAAAUAUUAGUUUCUGCACAUUAUUUUGGACGCAGAGAGAUGAUGAAGAAAAACAAGAUAUAGUUGGACGACUGAUAUGAGAAUUUGUAGCAAGCAACCAGCACAGCGCAUAUUUAAUGUUACUAACACAUUUAACAUUAAAUUUGUAGUAGAUUAAUAAAUGAAUGAACCCCAUAAAACAUUACAAUAUUGUUCGGUAACCUUGUCCAAAAAUAUUGAUCGAAUAGUAGCUGAACUUGAAACUGUUUCUUUUCUCAUUAUAUUAAAUAUAUAUUGUACCAAUUCAUUAUGGUAUUGAUACAUUUGAUGUUCAGUAAUAAAUAAUAAUAAAUCCGAUUUGAGACAGAAAAA